Molecule: messenger RNA, 1378 nt
Organism: Onthophagus taurus
Lineage: Eukaryota; Metazoa; Arthropoda; Insecta; Coleoptera; Scarabaeidae
Source: RefSeq, a predicted model, not a curated record
CCCAGUUGGUCCAGUUCUAUCAGAACUUGCGUGACUUGCUUAUUCAGCCAUUUAAAAAUUUGUAUCUAUUUCAUCAAUCUUUUAUCUGUGUCUUGUUUAAUUAUUGUGUAGUUUUGCCUGUAUAUCGUUUGAUUAUUACAUAGAUUUGUUUAGUAGUUUAUUUGUUUGUACACCUUAGUUUUCAUUAGUUCAUUACCAUAGUUCGUUAUCUUAGAAUUAGUUAGUUUUUAAGGCCUAGUCGAGUUUUAUAGUAGAAUUUAGUUGUAAUGGAUAGGAAUUGCUACAUUUGCGGACGUUCGGCAGAGGAAGUGGUUAAAUUAUUUUCUUUUCCAUUAAAUAUCAAUAAACAGCGAUCAUGGAAUGAGUGUCUUGGUGUACCAGCAGAAAACACAUAUUCUAGACGAAUGAGAAUUUGCAACAAUCAUUUUACAAAGGAAAGCUUUAUGUUGAAUAAGACCCCCUUGACCUUAAAAAGAGAUGCAAAGCCUUUAAGAGUGAUCAUGAAUGAAGCACACUUUGUAACGAGUGAAUCGCUUAGACAGCCUAAACUGGAGCAAGAUAAUUUAACGGAUUCUGUCAUAGAGUUAAAUAUAACAAAAGACGCUGCCAUACCUUCCUCCGCUACAAAUCCAACAACAGAGUCAGUAUUUAAGAAGACCCAGUCUAGUGCAACAAUCAAAGAAAAAUCACUGCGACGAAUUUUAAAGAACAAAGAGAAACAGAUCCGGAGACUUAAAAAGAAUUAUGAAAAUAAAACCACAUUAGAACCACUGAGAGAUAUGUUAAGCACACCAGAAUGUGUCUGCCUGAAGAAAAAUUAACUACAAAUGACAUUCAAGACUUAAUUUUGUUCCUUUUUGUUUUGUUUUAAUUCUUGUCUUGGUCGCUCUGUUACUUUAUUCUACUCACUGAAAUAUUGUUCCUUUUCGCUUUGUUUUAAUUCUCGUCUUGGUCGCUAUGUUAUAAUUUAUUCUGGUCGCUGAAAUAUUGUUCUAAUUGAUACGAACAGAAACAAAUAAAAAGAAAUAUUAAAGUUUAUAUAAAUUCUUAAUUUGAAAACAAUAAUUACUUUAUAAGUAAAACAACAUUUUAUCAUUAAUUCUGUCUACUGUUCGUUUUCACUGUAAUACUUCUAAUUUUAGUCGCUUUGUAGAAUUUUUUUAUUCUGGCUGUCUUAAAUCUGUUGUUUGCAACUGCAGUUUAUAUUCCUAAAUUUGUCUACAAAUUUAUUUGACUUAUGGUAUGUUAGAGUUUUUCAUGGGUUUUCCUCUAGCCUUGAAGCAAAUGCUUUACCAUUGUACAAAAACGCCCCCAUGAGCAUGAAAACGAUUAAAUGUAAAUAUUUGUCUAUAAAUAUACAUAGAUUUGUUCUUCUGAA